CAGCUGCCUUACUGAUGAUGCUGCAUCUGAAGUCUAAAAUAGCAUUGAGUAUCCUGCCUCUCCGUAUCCAAGCAACAUAUUGGAAUUGAAAAUAGCUACAAAGUUUUUUUGGUCAGAAAAUACCAUGGAUACAAGAAGCAUUUCGAAUUAAAACCUGAAGAUCCGGAGAAAAUGUAUAUAUUUUAUCAUAAAUUCUACUGUGGAUGUUUUUCCUGUUAAUAUAGUGGAUAUUACAUUUCAUGAGUGAUAACGCCAAACUUGUCAGCUUCUGGGAGAAAGCCAAACACAUGUUUGGCAUUGCUGAGUAAAUGAUGGGAAUAAUGAAUGUUACGCAUCAUCAUGAGACACAUCACCUGCACUUUCGUAACCACAGUCGCAGCGUUGGUGCUGGAGCAAAUGAUACUAAACAGAAAGGCCAUUACUCCGGAGGAUGCUAUGAACAAUUGUAUGUGUCCCCUGAAGUGUUUGUCAUCCUGGGUAUCAUAAGCUUGAUGGAAAAUAUACUUGUUAUAGCUGCAAUCACCAGAAACAAGAAUCUGCAUUCCCCCAUGUACUUCUUUAUCUGUAGUUUGGCAGUAGCUGAUAUGCUCGUGAGUGUGUCUAAUGGCUUUGAAACGGUAGUAAUCACCCUGUUUAAUAAUACGGACAAAAACACACAGCAUGUCAUUGUGAAUGUCGACAAUGUCUUGGAUUCUGUUAUUUGCAGCUCCUUGCUGGCUUCUAUUUGCAGCUUGCUGUCGAUAGCAGUGGACAGGUACUUCACUAUAUUUUAUGCCCUGCAAUACCAUAAUAUAAUCACGGUGAGGAGAGCUGUGGUCAUUAUCAGCUGCAUCUGGACUGCUUGCUUCAUUUCCGGUGUCUUAUUUAUCAUUUAUUAUGACAGCGCUGUUGUAAUUAUUUGUCUGAUAAGUAUUAUUUUCACUAUGCUUGCUCUCAUGGCAUUCCUCUAUGUGCACAUGUUCAUGCUGGCCAGGCUUCACAUGAAGAGGAUCGCUGUUCUACCAGGGACAAGUUCAGUACGGCAGGUUACCAAUAUGAAAGGAGCCAUCACUCUUACAAUCUUACUUGGAGUUUUUGUAGCUUGUUGGUCUCCCUUCUUCCUCCAUCUCAUUUUCUACAUUUCUUGCCCUAGGAACCCUUACUGUGUGUGUUUUAUGUCCCACUUUAAUAUUUACCUUGUCCUAAUCAUGUGCAACUCUGUUGUUGAUCCAUUGAUCUAUGCUUUAAGAAGCCAAGAACUUAGAAAAACAUUCAAGGAAAUGGUAUGUUGUUACUGCAUGGGAGGAAUAUGGGACUUCUCUAAUAGUUACUGACAUGCUAAUAACUAAUUGUCUGUAAUAAGCAGUACAGUAUUUUUAAAAUAUAUUUGUUAAUGAAAAAACGGUAUAGGGGCCCAAAAUAGGUUUUUGAUUUUAUUAAAGCCCAUCUUGGAUGGUAUGGAAUUGAAAAAAAAGUAUUUUGUGGCACAUGUAUUUAUAGAGCCAGCUUUAGUAUAGGGCUUGCUACAAGGGUUUCCCAGCAUCAAAGGGGUUCUCUUGGAAGGAAGGAUACAAAUAGAGCUUUUACAUAUCUCAAACAUAUACAUCAAUGAUAGCCAACCUGUGAUCUGUUAAGUUCAACUCCCAAAAUGCCAUUAGCAAUUAGGUCAAUGUUCACAGAGCACUCAGCUGAUCACUUUCACUAUUUAUAUUUUUCUAGGUUGUUUUCAAAACUUGCUUACCAACUCCUUGGAUGUUACUCACAGUGGCCUCAAAGCAGGUGAUUAUUGUUGAUUUCUUGGCUUGGAGGCAAGUU
This is a messenger RNA of Xenopus laevis (African clawed frog), 1794 nucleotides long. RefSeq names its product melanocortin 4 receptor S homeolog (gene mc4r.S). The transcript has a single exon. The coding region runs from base 309 to 1313 and encodes 334 amino acids. Lineage: Eukaryota; Metazoa; Chordata; Amphibia; Anura; Pipidae. Gene Ontology annotation, biological process: G protein-coupled receptor signaling pathway; signal transduction. The record is from RefSeq and is a predicted model, not a curated record. Gene Ontology annotation, molecular function: G protein-coupled receptor activity; melanocortin receptor activity. Gene Ontology annotation, cellular component: membrane; ciliary membrane.